Molecule: messenger RNA, 2242 nt
Organism: Halichondria panicea
Lineage: Eukaryota; Metazoa; Porifera; Demospongiae; Suberitida; Halichondriidae
Product: glycogen [starch] synthase, muscle-like
Exons: 15
Coding region: 136-2118 (660 amino acids)
Biological process (GO): glycogen biosynthetic process
Cellular component (GO): cytoplasm
Molecular function (GO): alpha-1,4-glucan glucosyltransferase (UDP-glucose donor) activity
Source: RefSeq, a predicted model, not a curated record
GGGCGGGGCAUGUAAGCAGCAUGCUGUAAUUAGCAGUGUAAAGGGUCACCACUGGACUAUACUAUACUAGUGGACUGUAUAUAUCUACUGUAACUCCAAUUGCUGUUAGAGGUAUCUAAACUGGUAGUUGUAGUGAUGUCCUCCUCAGAGCUCACCAUUGGAGAGGUGGCAGAGCCAUUCAGGUUCAACUUUGAGAUUGCCUGGGAAGUGGCCAACAAAGUUGGAGGUAUCUACACUGUGCUUCGUAGCAAGGCUGGAGUAACCACGGCUGAACUGGGGGACCAGUAUUGCAUGUUGGGUAAAUACAAUGAGGCCACUGUGAGGCUGGAGGUUGAGGUGAUGGAACCCGAGCUGUCAGUACUUCAGGAGUCCAUCGAGGUACUCCGUCAAGAAGGCAUCAAGGUUGUGUUUGGACGCUGGCUCAUUGAUGGCUACCCGAAAGUGAUCUUGUUUGACCUUGGCUCAGCAUUAUCACGACAGGACACAUGGCGUAAGGAACUGUGGGAGCUCUCUCAUCUUGGUGUCCCAGACAGUGACCAAGAGUCCAGAGAUGCCAUCAUGUUUGGUUUCCUCACCUACUGGUUCCUCAAGGAGUUUGUGUCACGACUGCCAGGCCCCCCUCCAAUGGUAGUGACUCACUUCCAUGAGUGGUUGAGUGGGGUUGGACUGCUCCUCUGUCGUCUCAAGAAACUGCCCGUGUCCACCAUCUUUACAACGCAUGCCACCCUCUUGGGACGCUACCUCUGUGCAGGCAGUGUCGACUUCUACAACAAUCUUGCCACUUUUGAUGUAGACAAAGAGGCAGGAGAUCGUCAGAUCUAUCACCGCUACUGUAUAGAGAGAGCUGCUGCACACACAGCACAUAUCUUCACCACUGUGUCUCAGGUGACUGCUGAUGAGGCAGAACACCUACUCAAGAGGAAACCAGAUCUGAUACUGCCCAACGGUCUCAACGUUGUCAAGUUCAGUGCCAUGCACGAGUUUCAGAAUCUCCACGCCAAAUCCAAAGAGAAACUUCACGACUUUGUCAGGGGGCAUUUCUACGGACACUAUGAUUUUGAUUUGGACAAGACGCUCUAUUUCUUCAUAGCUGGGAGAUAUGAGUUCUCUAACAAGGGAGCUGACCUGUUCAUUGAGGCUCUGGCUAGAUUGAACCAUUACCUCAAGUCUAGUAACAGUGAUGUGACAGUGGUGGCAUUCCUCAUCUUCCCUACCAAGACCAACAGCUUCAAUGUGGACUCUCUCAAAGGUCAAGCCAUCACUAAGCAACUAAGGGACGCAGUGGAUGAUAUUCAGACAAAGAUUGGCAAGAAGAUAUUUGAGUCUGCUCUCACCGGGGGCCUUCCUGAUCCAGAUAAACUCCUGGAUAAGAAAGACACAAUUAUUCUCAAGAGGUGUAUCUAUUCUGCUCAGCGGCCACACCUACCACCCAUUGUCACACACAAUGUGGAGGGUGAUGCUACGGACCCUGUACUCUGUCAUAUCAGACGUGUACAACUCUUUAACAAGAAGGAGGACAGGGUCAAAGUGGUGUUUCACCCUGAGUUCCUCUCCUCCACUAACCCUUUGUUCAGGAUGGAUUAUGAGGAGUUUGUGCGAGGCUGCCACCUUGGAGUGUUCCCGUCUUACUAUGAGCCCUGGGGAUACACACCUGCCGAGUGCACAGUCAUGGGCAUACCAUCUGUGACUACCAACUUGUCUGGGUUUGGCUGCUUCAUUGCUCAGCACGUGGCUGACCCCUCAACCUAUGGGAUCUAUAUUGUUGACAGACGUAUGAAAGAUGUGGAAGGAUCCAUCAAACAACUCUCCAAUUUCAUGUACGAGUUCUGCACGCAGACACGUCGUCAGAGGAUCAUCCAACGUAACCGAACAGAGAGGCUGAGUGAUUUGCUCGACUGGCAAACCCUCGGGCAGUACUACCGAAUAGCUCGUAAGAAAGCUCUGGAAGCUACUCAUCCUCAGUUCUUCCAGGCACGCAAGCGCUCAGGCUCUGGAUCCAACACGCCCACCAGCCCAGGCUUCCGUUACCCCCGCCCACUCAGCGAGCCUCCCUCGGAGCCACAGAGUGACCCCGACAGUGAGCCUGACAACGCAACUAACUCAUCAACUCACUCAUAGAAAAUUAAACAAUUUGACAAAUAAAAUUUUUGAAUAUUUUGUAUAAUUAUGUGCAGAGCGUGAUCAUAAUUUGACAUUGUGUGUUGUUUGUAGAAUAUUAUUAAUUAUUUAUGGUUCUCUCAAA